AUGACUGAGGCCAAGAAGGGUGUCCUCGCACAGGGCGUGCAGAACUUCACCGAUCUCUUCCACUGGAAGGUUCGUUCGGUCACCAUCGACGAAAAUGGUGAGGAGGAAGUCACCUGGGAGAGGCCCCAGCGACCCCCCAACCCGUUCCGCCUGCUCGGCAUGCUUGGCAUGGCCGGAUGGGGUGCCUACCUGAUCGGAUUCUCGGCCUGGACCGCCGACGCCUUCGACUUCCAUGCCCUCUCGAUCCAGACCACCAAGAUGUCGAAACACUUUGGUGUCUCCAAGACCCGAGUCACCGAGGCCAUUACGCUCACCCUGCUGCUCCGUUCGGUCGGCGCUGCCAUUUUUGGCAUGUGCUCCGACUACUUUGGACGCAAAUAUCCGCUCGUUCUCAACAUGUGGGCUCUCGGUGCCCUUCAGGUCGCCUCCAUCUACUGCAAGAACUUCAACCAGUUCCUCGCCGUCCGUGCAAUCUUCGGACUUUGCAUGGGCGGUGUGUACGGCGGAGCAGCCAGCAUGGCGCUCGAGAGCAUCGACCCCGAGGCAAGAGGUCUUUUCAGUGGUAUCUUCCAGCAAGGAUACAGUUUUGGAUACGUUUUGGCGGCUUGCGUCAACCUCGGAGUCGGCGGCGCGGUUUCGACCUGGCCGAUCAUGUUCUGGGUCGGAGCGGGAUUCAGCUUUGCUGUCGGCUUCCUCAGGCUCCUCUGGCCCGAGUCCAAGCAGUUCAUCGAGGCCCGAAACGCGUCCAAGGGCUCCGGUACCAAGAACUUCCGCAAGUCGUUCUUUGGCAUGCUUAAGAAGGAGUGGAAGACGUGCAUCUUCGCUAUCAUCUUGAUGAGCUGGUUCAACUGGUUCUCUCAUAGCAGCCAAGACUCGUACACGACCUUCAUGCUCUCCGGAAAGCAGCUGAACAACACGGCGGCAUCGAGGGCAUCGAUUUUGAUGAAGACCGGCGCCUGCGUCGGCGGAACGAUCUGGGGCUACAUGUCGCAGUGGAUUGGACGACGACGCGCCAUGAUCUUGGCCUGCCUUGUGUGCUGCUGCCUCAUUCCUGCUUGGAUCCUUCCAAACUCCGAGUCUGGUCUCGAAGCUGGCGGCUUUUUGCUUCAGGCUUGCGUGCAGGGCGCGUGGGGUGUGGUUCCCAUCUACCUGUCCGAGAUCUCGCCUCCUGCAUUCCGUGCCAUCUUCGUUGGCCUGACCUACCAGCUGGGCAACGCCAUCUCGUCGCCUUCGACCCAGCUCAUCAACUACCUCUCGGAGAACAACUUCAUCCGCGCUCCCAACGGCAAGAUCGUCGAGGCGUACGGUCCGGUGAUGGCGAUCGCCACUGCUAUCAUUGCGAUCGGCCUCGCACUCACCGCCUCCGUGGGCCCCGAGAAGAAGGGCGCCAGGUUCGAGCGUGCCGCCGCUGCCACCGCCGAGGCUCAGCCCGAGCUUCCCGUCCACAGCAAGAAUGUGGACGACGAGGAGGAAAAGUCUGUGGACCUCACUCAGACCCACACCUACCUCUCCAAGUAA
Molecule: messenger RNA, 1518 nt
Organism: Moesziomyces aphidis
Lineage: Eukaryota; Fungi; Basidiomycota; Ustilaginomycetes; Ustilaginales; Ustilaginaceae
Source: the annotation of a GenBank genome assembly